UUGUUUACCUUUGAGAGGAAAUUGUGAUUUCAGCUGGAGAGAGAGGGGCCGAGCCGCAGAGAGAAAGGAGAGAGAAAGCAGAGUUGCUCUUUGCAAUUUGCAUUUUUUAUCAGGCAACCCUAUCACUCCGUUACUUUCAACUUUAAAUGGGAAGGAUUAAAUGUUAUAUAAUUAAUUGCAUAUAUUAUAUAUAAUUAGUUAAUAAAUUUUAACAAACUUGGCUGAAACUUCAUAACAAAGGACUCUAUAUUUGUCUAGUCUACAAAAGUCUAAAAAUCUCUAUGAUAUCCAGAAUUCCAAGUCCUUUUUAGCAUUUAAAGGUUAAAGUUUAAGAAAUUAAGAAUUAUGUUUAGUAAAAAAUUGUUAAUAGUGAAGAAAAUAAAUAUCUUUCCCAGUGCACUUGCAUAACAGAGAGAAAGAGAGAGAGAAAGCGUUUGGGGACUUUUGUCCUGCGCAGGACAUUUGCUCUCCUUGGUUUCUUAAGCACUGCCUGCCUGCACCCCCCCUCAGAGGCUCAAGUGUGUCGGCUUAUCCGCUGGCAGGACUCAAAGGACUCAGGACUCAGGGCACAGGCAACCCGAUGUCUUGGGCUCGCCUUAUCCGUGGCAUUCACUUCCGGAACUCGGCUGCCGAGGAUAACAACAAAAACCGUGAGUAGCUGCGAAAAACGGCAAGGAGUCUGCGAAAAAAAGGAAAAAUAUCCUGGCGAGGAAAAAGGAUUAGAGCCAGCUGCAAGUUGCAAAAUUCCACAAGGAUGCUGUAAGGUCAGUGAGCAGAGAACCGGCUAUGGAAUCCGGCAGUGGACUCCCAUACAUAUCGCCACCAGCACCUGCACUCGCACCAGGACCUUGUCCAGCACCUGCACCGGCAUAGAGGAGGAGGCCCCUGGAGGAGCAGGAGCAGCCAUUCGCCACCGGAGUGACCAUGUUUGUGAUGAGCAUCUGGUGCAGCAGCCUCAGCCUGAGUAGCCGGAGCCUGGCCAUCGCCCUGGUGGUGUGCAUCACUCUGGUCUACUUCUCCUACAGCUUCAACGCCUGCCUCCUGGCCAGCAUCAGUCGGAGCCUUCAGCAGUAUCCUCCACUUACCCAGAGCAAUCUCCGCAACCUCCUGGCACUCACCUCCACGGCCCGCAAUGAGAGCAGUGAAGCGGGAAACAGUAGCAGCUCCACAAAUACCAGUAGCACCAAUGCCUCCAGCUCCGUAUCCACCAGUGCUCCGCCAGCUCAGGCCGUAACCAGCAGCCUGGAUGGAGCUCCCAAGUAUCAGCUGCUCCGGCAGCAGGGACUCCGGCCAUCGCGACAUCUGCCGGACACGUUGAUCAUCGGCGUCAAGAAGAGCGGAACUCGGGCGCUCCUGGAGUUCAUCCGACUGCAUCCGGACGUGAGGGCCGCUGGCUCUGAGGUGCACUUCUUCGACAGGCACUACCAACGCGGCCUGAGAUGGUAUCGCCAUCACAUGCCCUACACCAUCGAGGGCCAGAUCACCAUGGAGAAGACUCCCAGCUAUUUUGUGACCAAGGAGGUGCCCCAAAGGGUCUACCACAUGAAUCCGGCCACCAAACUGCUGAUUGUGGUGCGGGAUCCGGUGACGAGGGCCAUCUCCGACUACACCCAGGCGGCCAGCAAGAAGGCGGACAUGAAGCGGUUCGAGCAGCUGGCCUUCAUCAAUGGCUCCUACUCGGUGGUGGACACCAACUGGGGUCCGGUGAAGAUCGGGGUCUAUGCCCGCUACCUGGAGCGAUGGCUUCUCUGCUUCCCGUUGUCCCAGCUGCUCUUCAUCAGCGGGGAGCGUCUCAUCAUGGAUCCGGCCUACGAGAUCGGACGUGUCCAGGACUUUCUGGGUCUGAAGCGCGUCGUCACCGAAAAGCAUUUCUACUUUAAUGCCACCAAGGGCUUUCCGUGUCUCUUCAAAUCGGAGGCGAGGUCCACGCCGCACUGCCUGGGCAAGACCAAGGGCCGUAAUCAUCCGCAUAUCGAUCCGGCGGCCAUCGAGCGACUCCGGGAGUUCUAUCGGCCAUUUAACAACAAGUUCUACCAACUGACGGGAAUUAACUUUGCCUGGCCGUAGGCUUUAUCGUAAACUUGGUGCUGGAACUCCUGGAGUGGUUUCAGGUCUGGUCCUGGAGCUCAAGGAUAUAGAGAAGAUGUUGUUGUUGCCAGAGUGGCAAUGGACUGAUAUUGUUGAUUGCAUUUUUUGAUACGUGUAAUUGUACUUAUACACACAUAUACAGAUUAUAUAUAUAAUUAUAUUAUAUAUAUAAAUAUAACCGAUGAUUAGUGCUCAAUUAAAUGUAGCUUUAUCGAAAAAAACAAAAACGGAAAAAAAGAAGUGCGAGGAAAAAGGAGAAAUCAAGGCACUAUGACAGUUCCUCUUUUCAACUCAACUCAACUCGACCCAAAUCGAAUCACAUCGAAUCGGAUUGAAAGUCAUUCACACUAUACUACCUACGUUUACCUAACAUUAUAAUAUGCAUUCCAUAUAUAGUGACAGAAAUAGAGCUUACUACGAAAAUUCCUAACAGUCUCCACGCAUCCGGGAUCCGCGAUCCGCAGCUCCCCCCCAGCAUAACAUAUACACAUACGAUCGUACGAUGCGGCCCUAUAUAUAUACACAAGAUAUAUAAUUAAUAGUUCCAAUACUUCGAAUUGCAUGACUCAACCAAAUACAAUUGCUUAGCUAAUUUCAAUCAAAAACAAAACAACUUCUAAAUAAAUCAACUUUAACUCGAAACCUAGAAAGCGAAUGGGAAUAUGUGUUUUAUUUUAAAUUUAGAAAUAGAAAUCUUAACAUUUAGCCAUCUCCCAAUUAAACUAUAGGCAUUAACAUUUUUUAAAUUUAUUUAUUUAGUUUUGGUUUUAAUUGUUGGUGAACGAUUUCUUGUUUCUCAAACGUUCUGAUAUCUUCUUGGUUUUUACGGGCUUUCGGCUUAUUACUUUAACUUUAAUUAUUUGUUUUAUUUUAAGUACAAUUGAUUAAAUAAAUUGCGGUGGUUUGUUGUUGGUUGUUGUUGCUUUAGGUAUUUUUUUUUUCAUCAAGAUGUUCUUUGUGGUAGGGAGCAUGCCAUGGCUUCCAAAUCGUAAUUGACUUUGGAAGAUGAAUUGUUUUUCGGGGAAUCCUCUCUCCGGUUAAAGUUAAUUAAUUUCAUUAAAAUUAAAAUCUAUUUGUAGGGGGUGUAGUGUGUGUCGUGAUCGUAAAAUUAAUCUUAAACAAAUAAACUUAGUAGCUAUAGUAGUUUGUUGUGUGUGUGUGUUUUGGUUUAAAAACUAUGUGGUGUUCCUACAGGUUUCUU
This is a messenger RNA of Drosophila ananassae, 3289 nucleotides long. It is a transcript of the gene Hs3st-B, whose product is annotated as heparan sulfate glucosamine 3-O-sulfotransferase 6. The coding region runs from base 925 to 2067 and encodes 380 amino acids. The record is from RefSeq and is a predicted model, not a curated record. NCBI's taxonomy places the organism in Eukaryota, Metazoa, Arthropoda, Insecta, Diptera, Drosophilidae. The transcript is spliced from 4 exons. Gene Ontology annotation, molecular function: [heparan sulfate]-glucosamine 3-sulfotransferase activity.